Drosophila elegans is the source of this 1170-nucleotide messenger RNA. It is a transcript of the gene Gr22e, whose product is annotated as gustatory receptor for bitter taste 22e. The transcript has 2 exons. Gene Ontology annotation, biological process: sensory perception of taste. The record is from RefSeq and is a predicted model, not a curated record. Gene Ontology annotation, cellular component: axon; neuronal cell body; dendrite. The coding region runs from base 1 to 1170 and encodes 389 amino acids. NCBI's taxonomy places the organism in Eukaryota, Metazoa, Arthropoda, Insecta, Diptera, Drosophilidae. Gene Ontology annotation, molecular function: sweet taste receptor activity.
AUGUUCCGCCCCAGCGGAAGUGGGCUCCGUUCGAGGCUAUCUGGCCUCACAUUGAAGAGUGUCCUGUAUGCCUCGUGGGUCCUGGGCGUGUUUCCCUUCACCUACGACAGCUGGACGAGGAAAUUGCACCGUUCCAAGUGGCUAAUUGUGUAUGGCCUUGUCUUGAAUGCGGCAUUUAUUGUGCUGGUGGUCACAAAUGACACGGAGAGUGAAACGCCAAUCAAAAUGCAGGUGUUCCAUAGGAAUGCCCUGGCCGAGCAGGUCAACAGAGUCCACGAUGUGCAGACUCUUUCGAUGGUGUCUCUGGUGCUGCUCAGAGGUUUCUGGAAAAGCGGAAAAAUCGAAAAGAUCAUAAAUGAGCUUUUGGAUCUACAACACUACCACUUUCGUCACUAUUCUCUGGAGAAGUGCUGCAGCUUUGACCGAUUUGUCCAGUAUAAAGGGCUAUCUGUGAUUCUGGAAGUCGUGUCCAUGUUGAUUUUGGAACUGGGCAUGUCACCGAAUUUCAGUAGCCAGCUUUUCAUUGGAGUAACUGGUCUUUGUUUCAUGCUACUCGCUGUUCUUUUGGGAGCCACACACUUUCACCUGGCCGUGGUCUUCAUCUACCGAUAUGUGUGGAUUGUCAACAGGGAACUUCUUCGGCUGGUGAACAAUCUGGCAAAUGGAGAAACUGUGGAGUCUGGCCAAGUGGACUACCUGUUCAAGCUCUACCAUCGCCUCUUGGAACUCAACGAUCGAGUGGCCUCCAUCUACGACUACCAAAUGGUCCUGGUCAUGGUCAGUUUUCUGCUGGCCAACGUUCUGGGCAUCUACUUCUUCAUCAUCUACUCCAUCAGCCUGCACAAUGAACUGGAUAUCAAAAUAGUGGUCUUUGUUCAGGCACUGGUACUCAAUAUGUUGGAUUUUUGGCUAAACAUUGAAGUUUGCGAUUUGGCAGAAAGAACGGGUAGACAAACUUCCACCAUUCUGAAGUUGUUCAACGACAUUGAGCAAUUGGAUGUGAAAGUGGAAAGGAGUAUUUCCGAUUUUGCCUUGUUUUGCACUCAUCGCAGGCUGAGAUUUCGUCAUUGUGGCUUAUUCUAUGUGAACUACGAAAUGGGAUUCCGCAUGGCGCUCACCAGUUUUCUGUACCUGCUGUUUCUCAUCCAGUUUGAUUAUAGAAACCUGUGA